This is a messenger RNA of Budorcas taxicolor (takin), 3384 nucleotides long. RefSeq names its product platelet and endothelial cell adhesion molecule 1 (gene PECAM1). Gene Ontology annotation, molecular function: transmembrane signaling receptor activity. Gene Ontology annotation, biological process: cell surface receptor signaling pathway. NCBI's taxonomy places the organism in Eukaryota, Metazoa, Chordata, Mammalia, Artiodactyla, Bovidae. The coding region runs from base 177 to 2363 and encodes 728 amino acids. The transcript has 15 exons. The record is from RefSeq and is a predicted model, not a curated record.
CAUUACCUGACCAGCGCCUCGGCCAGUGUGUCCGCAGCGCCUGGAGAGGCUCCCAGUCGUGGUCUCUGCUUUUCACAGGGCGGGUCUCUCAACUGCGACUCCAGAGACGCGUCUUCUGCCCCCCGGGGCAUGGCCCCAACGCAGAACUGAUCGCCAAAGUCUCCGCUCCUCUCAGGAUGCAGCUGAGGUGGACCCAGCGGGGCAUGAUGUGGCUCGGAGCACUGCUGACACUCCUGCUCUGUUCAAGCCUCAAAGGUCAAGAAAACUCCUUCACCAUCAACAGCAUCCACAUGCAGAUCCUGCCGCAAAACACGGUGCAAAACGGGGAGAACCUGACCCUGCAGUGCCUCGUGGAUGUCAGCACCACCUCGCCGGUCCAGCCUCUGCACCAGGUGCUGUUCUACAAGGAUGAUGUGCUGCUUCACAACGUCUCCUCCAGGACAAACAGAGAGAGUUAUUUGAUUCCCCACGUCCGGGUCUGUGACUCAGGGAGAUACAAAUGCACCGUGAAACUGAACAACAAGGAGAAAGUGACGCCAGAGCAUGAGGUGUGGGUGAAAGGAGUGUCUGAUCCCAGGGUGACGCUGGACAAGAAGGAGGUGAUAGAAGGUGGAGUCGUGGUAGUCAACUGUUCUGUCCCAGAGGAAAAGGCUCCUGUACAUUUCACAAUAGAAAAAUUCGAACUAGAUAUAAGGAGUGCCAAGAAAAAAAGAGAAAAAACCUCUCAGAACCAGAAUUUUGUGACGCUGGAAUUCACAGUUGAGGAGCAAGACCGUGCCAUAUUUUUCCAAUGUCAAGCGAAGAUCUUUUCCGGGUCCAACGUGGAGUCCUCCAUAUCCAUGAAGAGUGAACUGGUCACUGUGCGGGAAUCCUUCUCUAAUCCCAAGUUCCACAUCAUCCCCGAGGGAAAGAUCACAGAAGGAGAUGACCUCCAGGUCAAGUGCACCGUUCAGGUGACGCACCAGGCCCAGUCAUUCCCGGAAAUCAUCAUCCAGAAGGACAGGGAGAUUGUCGCACACAACAGCCUCAGCAGUGAGGCUGUGUACUCCGUGAUGGCCACGACAGAGCACAACGGCAACUACACGUGCAAAGUGGAAGCCAGUCGCAUAUCCAAAGUCAGCAGCGUCGUGGUCAACAUCACAGAGCUGUUUUCCAAGCCUAAGCUGGAGUCUUCAGCCACACAUCUGGACCAGGGUGAAAAUCUGAACCUGUGGUGCUCCAUCCCAGGAGCACCUCCGGCCAACUUCACCAUCCAGAAGGGAGGCAUGACUGUGUCGCAGACUCAAAAUUUCAGCAAGAGAGUGGCAGAGUGGGACAGUGGAUUAUACACCUGUGUGGCGGGCGUCGGCAGGGUGGUCAAGAGAAGCAACACAGUCCAGAUAACUGUGUGUGAAAUGCUUUCCAAGCCCAGUAUUUUUCAUGACUCCAGGUCUGAGGUGAUAAAAGGACAGACCAUUGAAGUCAGUUGUCAGUCCAUAAACGGAACGGCGCCCAUUUUUUAUCAGCUUUCAAACACAAGUAAGCCUGUGGCGAAUCAGAGCAUGGGCUCAAAUGAGCCGGCAAUAUUCCGAGAUAAACCCACGAAAGAUGUAGAAUACUGGUGCAGUGCAGAUAACUGCCAUUCCCACAGCAAGAUGUUCAGCGAAGUUCUGCGAGUCAAGGUGAUAGCCCCAGUGGAUGAAGCCAAGCUCUCUAUCCUCUUGAAGGAGGAGGUGGAGUCUGGGAUGCCCAUUGUGCUUCACUGCUCCGUGAGCGAAGGAUCCAGUCCUAUCACGUACAAGUUUUACAAAGGAAAGGAGAGCAAACCCUUCCACCAAGAAACCUUAAAUGCCACCCUGGCCAUUUGGCACGAGGACACGGCCAGCAAGGAGCACGAGGGACAGUAUUACUGCACGGCCUCCAACAGAGCCAACCUUUCCAAACACGUGAUCCAAAGCAACACACUGACCAUCAGAGUCUAUCUUGCCCCCUGGAAGAAAGGACUCAUCGCAGUGGUGGUCAUCGGAGUGAUCAUUGCCACCUUGGUCCUUGGAGCCAGAUGCUAUUUUCUGAAGAAAGCCAAGGCCAAGCAGAUGCCGGUGGAGAUGUCCAGGCCAGCCGUACCGCUUCUGAACUCCAACAAUGAGAAGACAUUGUCAGAUGUCAGUACUGAAGCCGACAGACAUUAUGGUUUCAAUGAAGAUGUUGGAAACCAUGCAAUGAAGCCAUUAAAUGAAAAUAAAGAGCCUCUGACCUUGGACGUGGAGUACACAGAAGUGGAAGUGACCUCCCCUGAGCCUCACCGAGGUCUGGGCACAAAGGGCACGGAGACGGUAUACAGUGAAAUCCGGAAAGCUGAUCCUGAGAACGGAAGGCUCCCUUGACGGAUCUUAGGACUCUGUGAGCACACGCGCCUCCCUGGGAGGAUGCCCACAUUCCGAGAAGAACAGAUGAUUCCUGUAUCGCAAGAGUUUCGUGCACUUAUUUAUGGACCUGCCCUGCUCCCACUGAAUGUAGCAAUUCGUCAGGCCAAGCCACCAGUUAUUAAAUCCAUCUUAACUACUUUUAUGUUGGGUAUAAAGAGCUAACAGACCGGCUGGUUAGUUUCCCGCACGGCCCGCCUCCCAGCAAGUUGAAGCAUCCUCAGGAGUGGAGAGUGGCAGCCAGAGAUUCAGGGUAAACUGGCCAUUGGGGUAUUUUGAAACUUGAAUAUUUUGUCUUGUGCAGAAAUCGAGAACUUGUCCAAGUAGCCUCAUGCACAGAUGCCGGUUUCUGUUUUGUAGUCAGUUCCCCCUAGAGAGUGGCCUAGCUUAGGGGCUAGUUUUUCUCUUUGCCUUUGGCCCUUUGAAUGUCUGUGGUUCUAGGCAGUCCUUGUUCCUUGGUAGUGCACAGCAUGGACUGGACAGCUGCACCCUGCCCUCUCCACGGCCUCUCCUGACACAACUGGGAGAACAAAGCUGCUUGGGAGAGACUCUUCUGAGAUGCCAACUUGAUGCCAACUUCAUUUCUGGGCAAUGCACCAAAUAGAAAAUGAAGUCGGACAAAGCACAGAUGUUCAUAGGCUGGUUUUCUAUCCCCUUUCUUUCUUUUCCUCUACCACGCUGAAGGCCGAAGGACAGGAAGAUGGCUGCCUCCAGCAAAAAAAAAUUUUAAUAGAAAAAUGAAAUGCAUAUUUUUCUUACUAAUUUUGUUAUUUAUUCCUUGCUAAAAGGAAUGGUCUCCCGAGGUCCUCAGGUGUUUCUGAUGGUGUCCUGAGUGUGGAUGAGGGACUGUGGCCCUUCCGUGCCGGGAUUGCCCUAGUGAGCAUGUCCCACCGAAGCCACCUUCCUUGCCCUCCUCAGCUACGCCGUGCAGGGGCCCUGUGGGGUGUUGUAUUAAAUAAAUCUGAUCUUCACUCUUCACAGA